Oncorhynchus mykiss (rainbow trout) is the source of this 2723-nucleotide messenger RNA. RefSeq names its product divergent protein kinase domain 1A. The record is from RefSeq and is a predicted model, not a curated record. Lineage: Eukaryota; Metazoa; Chordata; Actinopteri; Salmoniformes; Salmonidae.
UGUUACAUUGUGUAACAAUGAAAGGCUGAAACCUUGUUGCUUUAUAUGACUGCGAGCUGCUGUAACAGUUACAUUUGAUGGCAAAUCCAAGCAUUCAUGAAAUUCCGAAUUAGUGAGAGAGAGGAGUUAUAAUUUAUAAAUGUAUAAUGAUUUCAUAGAAAUUCAAAUGAUUUCAUAGGGAAAAUUUCAUAGGAAAUGUGAUGGUUAUGCAUUGCUUUCACGGAGGAGAUCAACGCUUUUGCGUCGCCAAAAAAUCGUCCCAGCGCCUUUAUUUUCUGUGGUCUUUCUUGUGAGGUGGUGAUCAGCAGCUGCACGGACAAGACAGCAGUUCAGAGACAGGCUUUGGCUGUAACUACACGAAAGGCUCCGCGUAUGGAGAUGAUCUAUUCUUGUGAUGGCGAGGCGUCUGUUUCCACGUGCCUGGAUAAAUAAAUCGUUCUAUUUCCAGGCUCGUAUCUCCUUUGUGCGCGUGAAAUACCUGUUCCUCACCUGGCUGACAGUGUUCGUGGGAGGCUGGGUGAUCUACGUCCAGUAUUCCAACUACACCGAGCUGUGCCGAGGACAUGAGUGCAAGAACUCCAUAUGUGACAAAUACAGGAGGGGCAUCAUUGACGGCUCGGCCUGCAGCAGUCUGUGUGACAAAGACACCCUCUACCUGGGAAGAUGUCUCUCUACCAGCCCCAACCACCAGGUUUACACAGGUGGUUGGGGUGACGUGGACGGGGUGAUCCGCUGCCGGGUGGGGGAGGUGCUGCACUAUGAGCUAGGAGAAGAGCCGGAGCCCCGGAGGGAGGCUGCAGUCUUUGACAAACCCACCCGCGGCACGUCUGUGAAGAAGUUCAGAGAGAUGGUCUUCAAUCACUUCAAGUCAAAGUUGGGCGAGCAGGCCAACCUGGCCAGCCUGGUGACCAAGAUCCUCACCGUCGCCGACGGCAACAAGGACGGGCACGUCUCCCUCCCUGAGGCCCGUUCAGCCUGGGCUCUUCUCCAGUUGGAUGAGGUGCUGCUGGGCCUACUCCUCCAGGACCGGGGCCACACCCCUCGGCUGCUGGGCUUCUGUGGGGACCUGUACGUGACCGAGAGGGUCCCCUACGGCCCCCUGUACGGUCUCGGCCUCCCCUGGCCACUUGAGGCCUGGGUCCCCAGUGAGGCCAGACGCAGCAUGGACCAGUGGUUCACACCCUCUUGGCCCCGCAAAGCCAAGAUCUCCAUGGGUCUCCUGGAGCUGGUGGAGGACAUUUUCCACGGCAACUACGGCAGCUUCCUCAUGUGCGACCUGAGCGCCAACCAUUUCGGCUACACGGACCGCCACGACCUCCGCCUCACUGACCCCAGGGCCAUCGUCUCUGAGGACGCGUUCCGGCGAACCAUGCGCGCGCUGCACUGCGAGAAGGACGACGACUGUGUGCUGGGGCCGGACUGCCGGACAUCGUGUGACAUGGCUCAGAAACGAUGCAGGGAGGAGGUGACCCAGCCCAACCUGGCCAAGGCAUGCGGGGCGCUGAGGGACUACCUUCUGAGAGGGGCACCGUCAGAGCUGAGGGAGGAGUUAGAGAGGCAGCUGUACGCCUGCAUGGCCCUCAGAGGCUCGGCAGGACAGAUGGACAUGGAGCACUCCCUGAUUCUGAACAACCUCAAGGCCCUGCUGUGGAGACAGAUAUCCCAUACUAAAGACUCAUGAUGAGGGGACAACACAACCGAGUCCUCAAAUACUUAAAAGGCAAGAUUCACCUAUUUUGAACAUUAUUGUGUUUGUGCAUCUGAGUGAUGUUCUAUCGAUUCCAGGGGUUAUUUCAUGUGGUAAUGUGUCUGAGCUAUUGCUGUUCAAGCAGGCAAGAAAUACUAUAACAUUCAAAAUGGGUGGAUCGUUCAUUCAAGACGUACUACAUUGUUUUAUGUUUUCCUGACUCAUUGGAAGAAUAAUAAUUGUAAUUCCUGUUCAGGAUGCUGGAAAAUAACUGUAGAGCUGCUGUUUACGACAGGGCUCAUGUAGUCUUGUUUUCCCCUCUUGGAAAAAACAGAUGGAACAUUUGUGGGAAGUUAUGAACUACACAGAAGUACACUUGCACAUUUCGGUUUCUUCAAUGUGACCAAGGAAUCUAUCCGAAGAAACAGUAUUAUAGAGGUCUAAGGUAUUGUUCCAAUUAUCUCCUUUCCAGUGUGCACUUGUUCCCUUCUGAUCUGAAAGAAAAUUACUGGUAUAACAAAUAUGGUGGAAACUCCCUGUAGUCCAUACCUCAACCAAUCCAAUGCUUUUAGAUUUAUGGGAAAUAGCGGAGGGUACACCUCAGGAGAUAUUGGAAUGUACCCAGGUGUCGUCCACAUCACUGGACAUUUCCACCCUCACUUGUUUAAUGCUGAAUCGGCCUAUGACGAGCCAUUAUUCUUGGUUUGUGUACCAUGUACAUUUUCACUUGUAAGUUUUCCACUAACCGUGUAGCGUAUCAUGAGUACUUGUCAUAUACAAGAGAACUAUAAAACUUGGAAUUAGUCAAUCGCGUAUGAAGGAGGUACUGUACAUGAACUGCUCGCUUUAUUCAACUUCCUGUUUCUACAUUCUUUCAAGCGCAACUUUUAAACGAGAAGGUCACUAUCUUUUAAACAGGAAGCUCUGUCCGGUUUCUGAAGGAGCUGAAGCACACAGCUGAUUUUGAGGGAACGAUGUAUGUUUUCUUGAGGUUUGAACCAGCAUGAUUUUGCACAAUAAAACCACAUACCACUCA